Molecule: messenger RNA, 2815 nt
Organism: Arvicanthis niloticus (Nile rat)
Lineage: Eukaryota; Metazoa; Chordata; Mammalia; Rodentia; Muridae
Gene: Golt1b
Product: golgi transport 1B
Biological process (GO): retrograde transport, endosome to Golgi; endoplasmic reticulum to Golgi vesicle-mediated transport
Cellular component (GO): endoplasmic reticulum; membrane
Source: RefSeq, a predicted model, not a curated record
GGCGGCAGCUGCGUGUUUCCGGAAGACGUGGCGGCUCGGGCCCGGGCGGCGUCGCCGAGGCUCUUCUCCGGACUAGGCUUCGCAGCGUGUGCCCCGAGGCACCGCCGUCCUCGCCGCCGCCGCCAUGAUCUCCCUCACGGAUACGCAGAAAAUUGGCAUGGGCUUAACAGGAUUCGGAGUGUUUUUCCUGUUCUUUGGAAUGAUUCUCUUUUUUGACAAAGCACUGCUGGCUAUUGGAAAUGUUCUGUUUGUGGCUGGUUUGGCUUUUGUUAUUGGUCUAGAAAGAACGUUCAGAUUCUUCUUCCAGAAGCACAAAGUAAAAGCCACUGGAUUUUUCCUGGGUGGUGUGUUCGUGGUCCUUAUUGGCUGGCCUUUGAUAGGCAUGAUCUUCGAGAUUUAUGGAUUCUUUCUCUUGUUCAGGGGCUUUUUUCCCGUGGUUGUUGGCUUUAUCAGAAGAGUACCUGUCCUUGGAUCCCUCCUAAAUCUACCUGGAAUCAGAUCAUUCGUAGACAAAGUUGGAGAAAGCAACAAUAUGGUAUAACAGCAAGGGAACUGAAGAACUUAAAUACUGUAUUAUUUAUAAAACCCUUUUGAAGAAUAUUCAGCACAAAGUUAAAUUUCAUGAACUAGCGUAUAAAGUUCCUUACAGAAGUUUAAAAUGUACACCCUCCAAAGUCCCAACAGCUGUGGCAGAAGCGCGGCAGGCUCGUGAGACCUGCGAUCGGAAGAUGGAGAGGAUGGAGCCUAUUCCGAUGCUUAGUGACUUGAGAAGGCUGUUUCUUAGUCUUGCUGCAAUAUUUGAGACAGCCGUUCAUAGAGAACCAUGGUGUCUGUUACUUUUUCUUUUUUUUAGAAGAUUCAGGAACACCAGUAGGCAUUUGAUUUUUUUUUUUUUUUUUUUUUAUGAUGUCCAUUGUGAUGGCCCAGGUAUAUCUAGGUGUGCUGGGUUUCUAAUAACGAUGCCUGGAUUGGAUUGGAUUAUGUCGUCUCCAUGUGUCAGCCCAAGGAAGCCCAGUUUCAUGUGUGAAUCACUUUUUUUUGUAAACAUGGAUAAAAUAAAACUUUUGUGGUCCUUUUGAAUCUUAAUAUUUUGGAGCCAGAUAAAAAUCUGAACUAGAUAGUCAUUUUUUAAAUACACAGAGGUCAUUCUGAGCUGUUACUUCCUCAAUCAUAGCUAACCACAUUCUAUCUUGAUUAUACAACAUUCUGGAAACGCAGAUAUGGUCUGGGUGUGUUCGUACAAUCUGUCCCACGCAGAGGCCGAGCAGAGCAUUCUGACCACGGAGCAGUCUACUACAGAGGCUAUGGGAGUCAGCUUCUGGGAACCUAAACAUACACUCCGCGGGUUCUCCCAUACCAUGAUGUAGUUUUUCUUGUUGGGUUCUUAGUGAAAUUUGGCCAUAGUUUCUCACCUUGUUUUCAUGACUUAACAGUGACGUUGAAGGUGUGCAACGUGUUAAAGGUUUUUCUGUGACUGAGAAGGGCUGAUGAUUUAAUCUUCAUUUUUUUUCCCUCUUAUUUUCAGCUUUAUUGUAGUAUCCAAAAAUCAGCAUGUACCGCAUCUGCUUCCCUCGCUUUUCUCCACCUGAGUUAGGAAGGAAGACACCCCUGUUGAAACAUGUAAACGCUUUUCUGUUACAACUAAACUGGCCGUAGCUUCUCAUGAACAUGAUGCUGAGGGAACACACUGUUCCCAUCUGUUGCUGGUUUGCCCACAGGAACGGUGAUGGUUUCCUUCCUUGCGCAAGGAUUUAGCUUUUCUGUUGGACAUGGGAGCACUUCGUCAGACACAGUACUAUUUAUCUUACCACUAAUGAUUGCACUAUUUAUUUUUAAUGGUCUCGAAGCUUUUUAAUGCAUAAAAUCAUAAUUGAAAUUGUAUUUAUUUACAAACCAUUUCUACAAGACAUUACAAUGUUGUUUUUAGUUCAAUCUCGCAGUGCCAGGAGAAUCCCCAGCCUUGCCUGUCUGCAGAAGGAAGGACUGGUUCAUAGUAGGAUGGUUUGUUCUUAUGGAUCACUGUCAUGUUUGGUACUUGCAUCCGACUCUGCGGUAUAACCUGUGAAAACUCGAUAAGUGGAGAAUCCUACCUCAAUAGCUCAAGGGAUAAUAAAAGACCUGGCGUUGUGUCUCAUGUUCCUCAAAAAGUCACACCUUUCCUGAAAUGUCAGUGCUGUGCUUUGAGAACUAACCUGUGUAAGGUGCCCUGUAGAUUUAUAAUGGGCUUUGGCCUGUAUAAUUGACAGUGGCUAGAUCUCACUCCUGUUAGAGCAAGUCUGCCAUUUUACUCCUUUGUAGACAUGACCCCACCAAAGUGGGUUUUGCACUACAGCAAACCUCCCCUUUCAGCAGUCUGAUUUCAGAAAACACUGGACCUGAGAAGACAUGAGAGGCUCAUGGUCCUUAUUGAGGUGGAGGGCUGAGGUGGCUUUCAGUUUAGGGUGAGUCUGCAGUGAACCUGGACUGUUGGCCACACUGUGUUUCUCAGUCAGAAUCUUGAGGCUCUGCUUUUAAACGAAGCAGCCCUCAGACUUCUGGAAGCCCUACUAUGGGUUCCCUUAACCCCGCCCCCUUCUAAAGUGAGCCUUCUGUCUUUCCCCCCAGAUGGAGGACAUGGUCCAGUACUCAGCCUUAAGUGUUUCUGUCAUGUUCAAAUGUAUCUUCUGUAACAGAAACAUACUUGCAAUGUUUCUUUUCCCUUAUAAUGCUCUGGAAUUCAGCUGCUUUAGAAGUCUCAUGGUCAAUUAUAUAUUCUAACAAUGGCAUAUUGUAAAUACACUUGUCUUACCUCAAUAAAAGGGUACUUUUCUAUUCA